CAAGGCUGCUGUGGGCCGGAUGUCCGGGCGCUGCUGCCGUGGCGGCUGAUCCCGGAGCUCCUUCGGGGAGACCUGCAAGCGGCCAAUGGCUGUCGAUAUUCAACCAGCAUGCCUUGGACUUUACUGUGGGAAGACCCUAUUAUUUAAAAAUGGUUCAACUGAAAUAUAUGGAGAAUGUGGGGUAUGUCCAAGAGGACAGAGAACAAAUGCACAGAAAUACUGUCAGCCAUGCACAGAGUCUCCAGAACUUUAUGAUUGGCUGUAUCUUGGAUUUAUGGCUAUGCUUCCCCUUGUUUUACAUUGGUUCUUCAUCGAAUGGUACUCAGGGAAAAAGAGUUCCAGCGCACUUUUCCAGCACGUCACUGCGCUAUUCGAAUGCACCAUGGCAGCUCUUACCACCUUACUUGUGAGCGAUCCUGUCGGUGUCCUUUACAUCCGCUCCUGCCGAGUCCUGAUGCUCUCCGAUUGGUACACUAUGCUUUACAACCCGAGUCCCGACUACAUCACCACGGUGCACUGCACACAUGAAGCCGUUUACCCACUAUACACUAUUGUAUUUAUCUAUUAUGCAUUCUGCUUGGUAUUGAUGAUGCUGCUCCGACCACUUCUGGUAAAGAAGAUUGCCUGUGGGUUAGGAAAGUCUGAUCGAUUUAAAAGUAUUUAUGCUGCACUAUACUUCUUCCCAAUUUUAACUGUGCUUCAGGCAGUUGGCGGAGGCCUUUUAUAUUAUGCCUUCCCAUAUAUUAUAUUAGUAUUAUCUUUGGUUACUCUGGCUGUGUACAUGUCAGCUUCUGAAAUAGAGAACUGCUAUGAUCUUCUGGUGAGAAAGAAAAGACUUAUUGUUCUCUUCAGCCACUGGUUACUUCACGCCUAUGGAAUAAUCUCCAUUUCCAGAGUGGAUAAGCUCGAGCAGGAUUUACCCCUUUUGGCUUUGGUACCCACACCAGCUCUUUUUUACUUGUUCACGGCAAAAUUUACUGAGCCUUCACGGAUACUCUCCGAAGGAGCCAACGGACACUGAAUGUAAAAUACCAAAAAACCUAAAAAGUAUUCUUAGUAAAAAAAAUAUAUAUAUAUAUAAAAUGCAUUAAUACUCUUCUGUUGUACCUGGAAGAAAGAUUAGGGGUUUUUGGACUUUUUUUUCUGUUUUUGACUUAACAGACGUUAUGGUUAGAGUUGGAAAAUACAAAAUGCUGUAGUAGCCUGUUACAUUAAAUACAUACUUUAGCAUUCUAUGACACUAGGAGCAUGUUAGGAAGCCCUUGCCUCCUCAACAAUUUAUUCUUUAGAGCAAAAUCAUGUUUCUCUAUAUCUUGGUAAGUAUAAUCUGAAAUCCCAAGCAUUGGCCCAAUUGUGCAUGUCUGUUGUAUUUCAAUUUGUUUUUCAAAUAUAAUGAAUUAUAAGGACAAACAUACCUUGUGGGUCUGAUAGCAAAUAUGAAAAUGAUGUAUGUUGUUUAUUGUUAUUUAUUUUUACCAAUACAGUAUUUUGAUUAUAAAAAUAGAGGGUAAUUUAUAUAACAAGUUUUCUUUCUAUGGGUAGUUUGGUUGAAGACAUCUUCUGAUGAUUGUUUCUGUUAAGAAAAACAAUAAAAUGCUUAACUACAAAAAAUCUCAGAUGUUGACAUUUAAUUGUAUUUUGCCACACUACUUGUGGAAAUAAUUCAGACUUAAGUAGUCCAAAUGAAUAAAUACAUGUAUUCACAUAGUCCCUUCCUCUUUGGUCUCAUUUUUGAAGGAUAUAUUGACAAUGCCAUAUUUUAUUGAUCCUGAAACUUUUUUCACAUUGUGACAUCUCUGAAUUAGGAUGCAUCUUAAAAUUGAUACCUUCUAAAACUAAAUACAGAAUAUAUACAACAUACAGUUUUUCUGUGGUUAGUUAUUAAUAGGUGUGCUGUGGAUUUUAUGCUCAGAACCCUUUAAGAGAUCCAUGUGGGAGCAAAAUAAGGGUUUUUUGGCACUUAACCUAAUAAUCUGGCCAUUUUCUCCAUCUGUAUUGUUUAGAAGGUUAUUUACAGAUUCUGUUUAGUGGGGAUUAUGCAGGUUUGUUAAACUUAGGACAUCCAUUGACCAUUGCAAAAUAAGAAAGAAUGUGCACUCACUUGUUUUAUAGUUUUGUUUGUGCCUUUUAAAUUCACAGCAGUUGUAGCCUUCAAGUUAUUUUGUUAGCUUUUCUUUGUUAAUGUUUUUCAUAGUACAUUCAACCACCGGGGGAUGGACUUUUUUGAAAUGGAUUUGUUUCUUCUUUUCUGUAAGAGUAAAAAUAAAAUGCAAAAAUUCUGUGUAUGUCACACAAGUUUGGGUGGUUAUUAGUGUGCAUUAAAAUUCUAAAUUUCCCAAAGAA
Molecule: messenger RNA, 2343 nt
Organism: Neogale vison (American mink)
Lineage: Eukaryota; Metazoa; Chordata; Mammalia; Carnivora; Mustelidae
Gene: JKAMP
Product: JNK1/MAPK8 associated membrane protein
Exons: 7
Coding region: 86-1021 (311 amino acids)
Biological process (GO): response to unfolded protein
Cellular component (GO): membrane
Molecular function (GO): ubiquitin protein ligase binding
Source: RefSeq, a predicted model, not a curated record